CCAGGUGCGGGAGCAAGGCCUGCUGAAAAUGACUGAAUAUAAACUUGUGGUAGUUGGAGCUGGUGGCGUAGGCAAGAGUGCCUUGACGAUACAGCUAAUUCAGAACCACUUUGUGGAUGCAUAUGAUCCUAUGAUAGAGGAUUCCUACAGGAAACAAGUAGUAAUUGACGGAGAAACCUGCCACUUGGAUAUUCUCGACACUGCAGGUCAAGAGGAGUACAGUGCAAUGAGGGACCAGUACAUGAGGACUGGGGAGGGCUUUCUUUGUGUAUUUGCCAUAAAUAAUACUAAAUCAUUUGAAGAUAUUCACCAUUAUAGAGAACAAAUAAAAAGAGUUAAAGACUCUGAAGAUGUACCUAUGGUCCUAGUAGGAAAUAAAUGUGAUUUGCCUUCUAGAACAGUAGACACAAAACAGGCUCAGGACUUAGCAAGAAGUUAUGGAAUUCCUUUUAUUAAAACAUCAGCAAAGACAAGACAGAGAGUGGAGGAUGCUUUUUAUACAUUGGUGAGAGAGAUCCGACAAUACAGAUUGAAAAAAAUCAGCAAAGAAGAAAAGACUCCUGGCUGUGUGAAAAUUAAAAAAUGCAUUGUAAUGUAAUCUGGGUGUUGAUGAUGCCUUCUAUACAUUAGUUCGAGAAAUUCGAAAACAUAAAGAAAAAAUGAGCAAAGAUGGUAAAAAGAAGAAAAAGAAGUCAAAGACAAAGUGUAUAAUUAUGUAAAUACAAUUCGUACUUUUUUCUUAAGGCAUACUUAAGUAAAAGUGGUAAUUUUUG
Molecule: messenger RNA, 773 nt
Organism: Equus quagga
Lineage: Eukaryota; Metazoa; Chordata; Mammalia; Perissodactyla; Equidae
Product: GTPase KRas-like
Exons: 1
Coding region: 29-598 (189 amino acids)
Biological process (GO): Ras protein signal transduction
Cellular component (GO): plasma membrane
Molecular function (GO): GDP binding; GTP binding; GTPase activity
Source: RefSeq, a predicted model, not a curated record